AUGGCGGAGGCCGCGAUACCAGAGGAAGACGGCCGCUGGGGCGAGAAUGCGGCAGGCGAAAUCUCAGUAAACGCCGCACUGGAGGAGUAUCACGAUCUUGAGAAGGAGUUAAGCACGAUUCAACACCGCCACUCUACUGCAUAUCAACUGAAGCCUUCAGAACACCAUGGCGAUGCCGGAGGAGAGAGCGACUCGACAAUCGCACCUAGUCUAUCUGGCAAUGACACAUUCGACCUGCCCGACUUUCUCAGGAGGGGAAUCAUGGACAUGCGCACACCGAGCGGCGGGCCAGCAAAGAGACUAGGUGUUUCCUUCAAGAAUUUGACAGUAAAGGGCAUCGAAUCAUCGACAAAGCAAGUGACGACGUUUCCCCGGGAUCUAGUCAACACUUUCGGACCAGAUUUUUACCACUUUAUUACUGGCAUCUUUCCCAAGCUGAAGAUUCACAAAGAGCCGACUGUCGAUCUCAUUAGGAACAUGACAGGAACGGUGCGACACGGGGAGAUUAUGCUGGUUCUCGGGCGACCAGGUUCCGGAUGUUCGACCUUUCUGAAGGCCAUUGCCAAUCACCGGAACGAAUACGCCAAGGUCGAUGGAGAAGUACAUUAUGGCGUUAUACCGGCAGAAGAUCAACUGGAGCGGUAUCGGGGCGAAGUCGUGUACUGCGAAGAGGACGAUCGGCAUUUCCCAUCGCUCACGGUCUGGCAGACUUUGUGGUUCGCCUUGAAGACAAAGACACGGAAAAGAGAGCAAUGGACCAUCCCACUGAUUCUCGAUUCGCUUCUUCAAAUGUUUGGAAUCGAUCACACCAAGAACACGUUAGUUGGCGAUGAACACAUUCGAGGUGUUUCUGGAGGCGAGCGGAAACGUGUGAGUCUGGCUGAGACGCUAGCCACACGAGCAUCUGUUGUUUGCUGGGACAACUCUACCCGAGGACUCGAUGCCAGCACGGCUCUCAGUUUCGCCAAGUCGCUCCGCGUCUACACCGAUGUUAGUGGGAGGACGACCCUCGUGACACUCUACCAAGCUGGAGAGUCAAUCUACGAAUUAAUGGAUAAGGUCCUUGUCAUAGAUGGCGGACGCAUGCUGUUCCAGGGACCUGGCGAUGAGGCGAAGAAAUACUUUGAGGACUUGGGAUACCUAUGCCCUCCUAGACAAACUACUGCCGACUUUCUCACUUCCAUCGCCGACAAGAACGCCCGUCAUUUCCAGCCCGGCCGAGAAGAAACGGCUCCAAAGACACCGGAAGAACUUGAACGGACAUUCUUGGAGAGCGAACACUACCAGCGCAUCCUCCAAGAUGUCGAGGAAUACGAACGGGGCAGCAGGUCAGCGAACAACGACAAGCACCGAAUCAAGACUGUCAUCGGCGAUUCCAUCUAUACCGUCUCAUUUUUCAAACAAGUGGCUGCCUGCACCAAGCGCCAGGCAUGGCUCCUGUGGGGUGACCGGAGCUCCUUUUACACGAAGCUCGCCAUCAUCAUUGCCAACAGUCUCAUCGUCUCGUCGCUUUUCUACGGCUCCGGACAGGACACGUCUUCCGUCUUUGCGAGAGGCGGUGUGGCUUUCUUCUCGAUUGCCUUUAUCGGAUGGCUUCAGUUUGCAGAACUCGUCCCUGCGAUUGAUGGUAGAACGACGAUUGAGAGGCAGAGAGUGUUUGCCUUCUACAGGCCAUCUGCUGUGGUCAUUGCGAGGAUGCUCUUGGACUUCCCACUGAUCCUCAUCAUGACGCUCUUGUUCUCCAUACCAGUCUACUUCUUGGCGCAAUUCGACGUUGACGCCUCCAAAUUCUGGAUCUACACACUCAUCGUGUACACGGCUACCUUUUGUCUAACAACCAUGUACCGGAUGUUUGCCUCACUUUCAUCCACCGUUGACGAUUCUAUCCGGUUUGUUGGCGUCGUCCUCAACAUCAUGUUCAUCAUGACGGGAUAUGUCAUCCCCAAACCCAAUCUCCUCAGCGACGCCAUCUGGUUCGGCUGGAUCUACUACAUCAAUCCCGUAGCCUACGGAUUUGAAGCCCUUCAAGCCAACGAGUUCUUUGGACGAGAAAUGCAAUGCAGCGAGUCUCAGCUCGUGCCACGCGGCCCCGGAUCCGAUCCCACUUAUCAAGGCUGUAGUCUUCCUGGCUCGACCAUGGGCAGCACCAUCGUCAGCGGUCCUGACUAUCUACAGGCUUCGUUUCAAUACUCGAGAGCGAACCUAUGGCGUAAUUUUGGCAUUAUGAUCGCCUUCACCGUCUUCUUCCUCGCCAUGACCGUCUUGGCUGUCGACACGAUUCGCUUCAAGGGAUCUGGUGCCCAGUCCCUGAUUUUCGCGAAACCCCGGGAUGACAAGAACGUGGACAACGAGAAGAGCGGGCCUGCGGAAGAGAACGAAGAGGCAUUUGAGCCCAUCGGCGACGGCCAAAGUGUUUUCACAUUCGAGGACAUCAAUUACACAGUACCUUACGGCAACGGCGAACGACAACUCUUGCACGGCGUCUGCGGAUACGCCAAGCCUGGAAAGAUGAUCGCGCUGAUGGGCAGCUCGGGCGCUGGCAAGACGACCCUUCUCAACACCAUCGCCCAGAGACAGAAGAUUGGUGUCGUGACGGGGAAUAUGCUUGUGAACGGGGCUAGCCUGGGGCCUGAGUUCCAGAGAGGCACUGGUUUCUGUGAGCAGAGAGACAUCCACGAGGGUACCGCCACGAUCAGAGAGGCAUUGGAGUUUUCUGCGCUUCUUCGGCAGGAACGCGCGAUCCCUCGUGAGGAGAAGAUUGCGUACGUGGAUCGGAUCAUUCACCUUCUGGAACUGGGUGAUUUGCAGCACGCCAUCAUAUCUUCCUUGACAGUGGAGCAGAGGAAGAGAGUCACGAUUGGAGUUGAACUCGCUGCUAAACCGAGUCUCCUCCUCUUCCUUGAUGAACCCACGAGUGGUCUCGACAGCCAAUCUGCAUUCUCCAUUGUCCGAUUCCUCCGAAAGCUUUGCGACGCUGGGCAAGCCAUCAUCUGCACAAUUCACCAGCCCUCUUCCGAUCUCAUCGAGCAGUUCGACAUGAUCUUGGCCCUCAACCGAGGCGGCAACACUUUCUACUUUGGCCCCGUCGGCACCAAUGGCUCAGUUGUCAUCGACUACUUCACACAGAGAGGCUUCCCUUGCCCCCCAAGCCGCAACGUCGCUGAGUUCAUCCUUGAGACGGCAUCGCAAUCGUCGGUCAAGGACGGCAAGCGCAUCGACUGGAACGAGGAGUGGCGCAACUCGGCGGAGCACCGAGCGAUUAUUGCAGAAAUCGAUCAGAUCACUGCCGAGAGACAGGCCCCGCCAGAGAGGUCGACGGCGCAGACGGAGUUUGCCGCCUCAACUGCCUAUCAGUGCCUCCUUCUCACGAGGAGGAUGUUCGUCCAACAUUGGAGAGAGCCCCAGUACAUGUACAGCAGAGUGUUUGUGCAUACAAUCAUGGGUAUCUUCAACGGAUUCACAUUUUGGAUGCUUGGAAACGACAUCGCAGGCAUGCAGAACCGCAUGUUCAGUGCCAUUAUUCUCAUCUUCUUCGUACCUCCCACAGUUGUCAACAGCGUCGUGAUCAAGUUCUUCCAGAACCGAGAUCUAUGGGAAGACCGCGAACUGCCUAGUCGCACAUAUGGCUGGGUUGCAUUCUGCACAGCCAACGUCGUUUGUGAAAUCCCCAUGGCUAUCGUAUCUGCCACCAUCUACUGGCUGUUGUGGUACUUCCCCGUCGGCUUCCCGGCUACUUCGUCUGUCUCUGGCUAUACCUAUCUCAUGGUUCUGGUCUGGUCUCUGUUCCAAUCCAGCUGGGGCCAGUGGAUUUCCGCCUUCGGGCCUUCUUACUCGACGGUGUCAAACAUCUUGCCCUUCUUCUUCGUCAUGAUCGCCAUCUUCAACGGAAUCCUGGUGCCUUACGCCUCCAUGCCGUCAUUCUGGAAAUACUGGAUGUACUACAUCAACCCAACAACUUGGUUCAGCCGAGGCGUCCUCUCUGCCGUCCUUCCCCCGGCAGUAGUGCAGUGCAGUUCUGCAGAGUUUGCCAGGUUCAAUCCGCCUCCAGGCUCAACGUGUGGUCAAUACGCCGAUAGAUUCGUCAAUGAGGUCGCGAUGACAGGCUACCUAGAAGACCCUAACGCGACUAGCAACUGCGGCUACUGCCCGUACAACAACGGCGGCGAGUACAUGCAGACGCUCAAUGUCCACAAUAGCGAUAAGUGGCCAGCUUUUGGCAUCUUGAUUGCCUUUGCCGUUGCCAACUGGGCUCUUGUGUACUUCUUCGUUUACACUGUUAGAAUCCGGGGAUGGUCUUUUGGGAUUGCGACAGUGACAAGGUGGUGUUCAAAGCUUUUAAGCAAGAUCUUUGGGCGCGGCAAGCAGAGCACCAACAAGAAUGCCGAAGCUUGA
Molecule: messenger RNA, 4392 nt
Organism: Colletotrichum scovillei
Lineage: Eukaryota; Fungi; Ascomycota; Sordariomycetes; Glomerellales; Glomerellaceae
Product: ABC-2 type transporter
Exons: 9
Coding region: 1-4392 (1463 amino acids)
Biological process (GO): transmembrane transport
Cellular component (GO): membrane
Molecular function (GO): ATP binding; ABC-type transporter activity; ATP hydrolysis activity
Source: RefSeq, a predicted model, not a curated record